This is a messenger RNA of Cervus elaphus (red deer), 3370 nucleotides long. RefSeq names its product translation initiation factor IF-2-like. The transcript has 2 exons. Lineage: Eukaryota; Metazoa; Chordata; Mammalia; Artiodactyla; Cervidae. Bases 1 to 1488 code for a protein of 495 amino acids. The record is from RefSeq and is a predicted model, not a curated record.
AUGAGGGAGUGGGGCUUGUCCGUAUUUACGUUGAGGCGGGAGCCGCCGCCCUUCAUUCACCCACAUGGUCCUUCGAGGUGCUGCUGCCGCUGCCCGACCUGCGCCUUCGCGCCACUUCGCGCCCUCGGGCGAGGCCGAGGGGGUGGGGACGACCCCCGCCGCGCCGCCGCGGCUCGCGCCCCCUCGCGAAGCCCCCUCCGCGGGGCGGGCCGGCCGGCUGGCCGCACCCCCGGCCUGGGGCCUCCGGUCGUAGUAAAGCGGAGGCGGGUGGGGAGGCGGGAGCGAGAGCCCGCGGCGGGCGAGGCGAAGAUGGUGGCGGCUACUCCUCCUGGGCGGCGGGCGGGUGGGGCGGGAUGGCCCGGGGGCAGCGUGGCGGCCGCGGCGUGGCCGGGGACUGGGGCGGGUCUCGGGCCGUUGGCCGCCCCGGCGUGUGGCAGCGGCCACUCGCUGCUGCCUCGCUCGCACGCGGGCUGGCGGAGGGGCAGGGCCGGGCCGCGGACGGGAGGGCGGGAGGGGGCGGCGUGCGCGCGGCGGCCGCGCCCGGGACCCGCGCGGACCCUGCCUGGGCCGGCCGGCGGGGCAGGCGGGCGGGCGCGCGGCGCACACAAUGGCCCCUCGAGGAAGGGACGCGCAAGGCCUGUGCCCCCCCGCCUCCAGGGCUCCGGGCGCACGCGGGCCGCGGGGUCCCUGGGCAAGGAAAGUUUCUCUCGGGGGCGAGAGUUAAAGCGCCGCCAGAACAAAGCGGCGGCGGCAGCGGCACAUGGGGCAGGCCGCGGACCGGGAGGGGGCGCGCCCACGAGGUACCUGCGAGCCGGCGGGCGGCGUGGCCCGGCCCGGAGCCCGCGGGCCCCCAAACUUUGUGCGCGCGAGGAUGGGCGGAGGGCGCGGGUGCUCGGGGCGGCGCGGCCUGGACGCCACCCCCACUCCGUGUGGGCUUUGUUAACCCGCGUGGGCAGCCCCCGGGCGGGGCUCUCAACUUCCCGGGUCGUGGCCGGCGGAGCAGGCCCGGGCGGGCCUUGGUGGCGGCGUGGAACCCUCUUCGGUCGCCCGCUGGCGGGGGAACGCGGCGCGGGAGGCCAAGCCCGGCUCGGCGGGAGCGGCGGCCGCGCCGCCAUGUUCCUGCGGGGCGGGCUGCGCGGGGGUGAGGGCGGGGGACAUGGCGGCGACUGCGCGCCGCCGCCGAUUGUUCCUGGCUUAGGCCUCGGGCCGCGUGCGACGGGCACCGCAGUCGCGGAGCCCCCGCCCCUCUGGGCCGGGCUCGGGGGGGAGGGCUGGGGGACACAAAGGAGGGGCGGCGCGCCCGCGUCCCCGCCGCGCUCGGGCCUCGGCGCCGCCGGUCGCCGCGCGGCUGCCGCCGGGAAACGGGUGGGGGGGUUGCCGUGUCCGGCAGGCCCCGACUCUGACCCGCCGCCCCCUGGCGGCCGCGCGGAGAAUCGCAGGGCCGCGCGCCCUCUUGUGCGACAUGUGCUGCCGGCCCGGGCUCCAUGAGCGUGGCGGGCAGUUUGCAGUCCCGGGUGCUCCUGCCUCCUUUUUUUAUUCCUAAGCUGGACUAAAGGGGACGGGAACUGGGGUAAAGCAGGCUUAUUUUUGCAAUAUCACCGAGAGGAAAAAUUAGUAUAGUGCUAUCUGCACCACAUCAGUUGGGGAAACAACUCUUUAUCCCGGCUUGCAGCCACGAGGUCUUGAUUGGGGGAGGGGUGGUGAAGAAUAGUCUCUUUACUGCCUUUCCCUCUGACUGGAGCCAUGCAGUAGUGAACGAUUGCUGUUGAUCAUCCUCGGGUAUUUCGAUAAAACAUGAAUCUAAUGCAUGUGAGUUUUCAACUUUUAAACCUUUUCACCCAUAUAUCGUUGGUCUUUUAAACCCCGGCAGUAUUGCCUGACUACCCUGUCCUUGGUUUUACAAAUGGAUGUGGUUGAUAAAAGGGGGAGUGGGAAAGAACAAGUUUUAAAACAUGGAAUUGGAGGGUGGUAGUAAUUUUGAGCAAAUGUUUUGUCUUUUUUUCCCUAUCCACCCUCCCCCCCUUUCCAGUCAUACACGUGGACCUAAGUGCACCAAAAGCUUUUCUAAGGAUAUUUGCUGAGAAGGAAGUUUUCCCGAGUGGGUAAGUGUAUAUUUGAAUUUUACUUGUUAACUUUUUAAAAGUAGAUUUCUCUUGACUUGACUCUAAUUUGAAGAAAUAAUAUGGGAUUGGGUUUUCAAAUAGUGAAGUAGGUAUUUUGUUCUCUGUUUAUUGUCUUUUUGUUUUGUUUUUCGAAAACUUAGUUUGGAUUAUAGCUCAUGUGUAAGUUAGUAAAAAUAUAACGCAAAUAUCAUUAUAAAUCUUUGCAAACUGAUACAGAAAAUUUAGAACUGCUUUAAAUUGAAUGACAAAAUAGAUCUACAUAGGAGUAAGUUUUCAAGCUUAAAAUAAAUUAUCUGAGACGUGUAACUUCUAAAACUAGCUGAUAUACUUGAAAUGUAGUCUGAACGGUAAUUUUAUUAAUCAGUUUACCAAGUAAUUGCUAAUUGGAAGCCAGAAGAAAAGAAAAAUGUUUUGCCACGUGGAUGCGAAGAUUUCCUCUGAAAGGUAUAUGACUCAAAUUACCCUGGUGAUACACAGUAUGAUUUUGAUUUUUCUUUUUAAGUAUGCUUUUGGGAAUGGCAAAGGAAAAGAGGAGCUACCACGUUCUUAAAAGUAUUAAAAUGAUGAUUAAUUAUAAGUGUCUUAUUAAACCUUUUCUAGUUUUGAGGUCUAAAUUUGCUUUUAAAUGAAACUGGAAGGUUUGAAAUGAUUUAACUCAUUUUCUCUUCCCUAUUUAGGGUUUAUGCUCAAUGUUUUGUGUUUUAUAUAAAUGUUAGAGUUUGAGGUGUUCUUUCAUCUAUUUAUUUAUUUCAAAUUUAGCAGGAAUAAAGAGAACAUCAUCUUGUAAAACUGAAGAUUGUGACGAGUCAGAAUAAUGUCAAAGUGCUUACAGUGCAGGUAGUGAUAUGUGCAUCUACUGCAGUGAAGGCACUUGUAGCAUUAUGGUGACAGCUGCCUCGGGGAGCCAAGGUGGGCUGGAAAGCGCAGGGCCUGCUGGUGUUGAGUGCUUUUUGUUCUAAGGUGCAUCUAGUGCAGAUAGUGAAGUAGAUUAGCAUCUACUGCCCUAAGUGCUCCUUCUGGCAUAAGAAGUUAUGCUUUCAUCCAGUGAGCCAAGCCAAGCAAGUAUAGAGGUGUGUUAAUACUUUGUGUUUGCAGUCCUCUGUUAGUUUUGCAUAGUUGCACUACAAGAAGAAUGUAGUUGUGCAAAUCUAUGCAAAACUGAUGGUGGCCUGCUAUUUCCUUCAAGUGAUCCUUAACUAAUUUUGUGUACUUUUAUUGUGUCGAUGUAGAACCUGCCUGGUGUCUGA